AUGGCGUACCAAAUUGUCUACCAACCAUCGCCCAGACUGGGUUUCGACUCGUUUUUCGUCAAGGUCCGCCGCAAUGGGUUUAUGUUGUACACUCUGAUCGUGGUGAUUUCCACCCUUUAUGUAUGUUUUAUAAUGAAACCACCCAAGCCAAAAUCAAAAGAUACCAAAAAAACCGUGGAAUCAAGUAGCGACUCCAGCUUCGAGAACAUUCAGCUAGAAGACGUGGCGCACCCAGUAGACCGCUGGAGCAAGCGAGAAUUGUACCAAUACCUUGGUGAACACAACAUCUACCCUAGGGUUGACGAGCCAUUGCUGCACGUGCGCGCAACCGCUAAGAAGUACUACCAGGGUAGAGAGACUAAAUAA
Messenger RNA from Meyerozyma guilliermondii ATCC 6260, 366 nucleotides. RefSeq lists its product as uncharacterized. Lineage: Eukaryota; Fungi; Ascomycota; Pichiomycetes; Serinales; Debaryomycetaceae. The record is from RefSeq and is a predicted model, not a curated record. Bases 1 to 366 code for a protein of 121 amino acids. The transcript has a single exon.